This is a messenger RNA of Impatiens glandulifera, 1280 nucleotides long. RefSeq names its product WRKY transcription factor 71-like. Gene Ontology annotation, molecular function: sequence-specific DNA binding; DNA-binding transcription factor activity. Lineage: Eukaryota; Viridiplantae; Streptophyta; Magnoliopsida; Ericales; Balsaminaceae. Gene Ontology annotation, biological process: regulation of DNA-templated transcription. Bases 209 to 1102 code for a protein of 297 amino acids. The record is from RefSeq and is a predicted model, not a curated record. The transcript is spliced from 3 exons.
AACCAUGUUUGACCAUUACAUAUGCCAAACCCAAUAUCUUGUUUGAUAUUAUUAAUUUAUUACCCUAUUCUAAGGAGAGAGAAGAUAAUAUUAAUAUAGAGAAAAACAUACAUUAAUUUCCACAUCUCUCUCUCUUCAUAUAAGAAACACAAUUAGACCUAAUACUCUUUCUACUUCUUCUUCUUCUUGUUCUUCUUCUUGUUCUAUCAUGUCCAACGAAACCAGAGAUUUCUCAUACGAUGAUCCAUUCAUCAAUUCAACAACAAAUCACUCAUCAUUUACACUAAACUACGAUCUUGAUCCUCAACAAUUCCUCACCAGCUUCACCAACAAAUAUAUUAAUUAUAAUAAUGAUACUCUUUCACAAGGGUAUAAUAUUUCACCAUUGCUGAAAACUCUAGUUCAAGAUUCACCGGAAACUCCUUAUAAUUUCACUGCAAACUCUUCCAUUUGUAAUUCUCCUUCCACUGAUCAGUCAGGCGGCGAUGAAGAUGAAGAUAAGGGCAAGAAUAUCGAUCAUCAUGAUGAUGAUGAUGGGGAAGAUGAUAAGAGAUCAAAUAAAUUAUUAGAAGAGAAAGGUGGGAAAAAGAAGGCAGAGAAGAAGGAAAGACAAGCUAGGUUUGCUUUCAUGACUAAGAGUCAGAUUGACCAUCUAGAAGAUGGUUACAGAUGGCGAAAAUAUGGACAGAAAGCUGUCAAAAAUACUACUUUUCCAAGAAGUUAUUAUCGAUGCACCGCACAAAAAUGUACGGUAAAAAAACACGUGGAGAGAUCAUUCCAAGAUCCUACCGUAGUAAUUACAACAUACGAGGGUAGACACAACCACCCAAUACCAUCAACCCUAAGAGGAAAUGGCGGCGGAUUAAUGCUACAACCACCACCACCUGGCCUUAUGUUGCAGUCUCCGGCGACCGGCGGCCGACUACCGGAGUUAAUUAACAAUGAUCUUCUAAUGGGUCAACUGUUUUACGGUACCAAUAAUGGAAUGAGUUCAUCAUCACAAGAUCAAGUUUCAUCCUUUCAUCAUAAUCAUCUUCCUGAUUAUGACAAUAUUUCUCAAGACAUGGUUUCCAACAUGUUUCUAAGGCAGCAUCAUCCAUGAUUAUAUAUAUUGUUUUUAAAUAUCAAAUUAUAUAUAUAAAUGAGAACUCAAUUAAAGGUAACAAACUUUUUUUUUGAUGGGGGAUAGAAACGGAUAUAAUCCAAUACUUGGACUGGUAAGAUGGAUAUAUAUAAUAUGGUUUAUUAUUGUUAAUUUUGGAACAUGAUUAUUUAGAUAA